Messenger RNA from Cadophora gregata, 908 nucleotides. It is a transcript of the gene CBP4, whose product is annotated as assembly factor cbp4. Lineage: Eukaryota; Fungi; Ascomycota; Leotiomycetes; Helotiales; Ploettnerulaceae. Gene Ontology annotation, biological process: mitochondrial respiratory chain complex III assembly. The coding region runs from base 141 to 521 and encodes 126 amino acids. The record is from RefSeq and is a predicted model, not a curated record. The transcript is spliced from 3 exons. Gene Ontology annotation, cellular component: mitochondrial membrane.
AUAUCGACAUCAUGAUCAUCAACCGCAGCAGCUCAGCGCCGCGAUCAACUCCAAACCGAAUCCCAACCCAGCUGAACCUCAUUCGACUUCCCACUUUCCCACUUCUAAAAUCCUGAUUGUAAUCCCACCAUCCCGUUGCAAUGCCCCCAAAACCUCGCACAAACUGGGCUCUCUGGGGCAAAAUGCUCGCCGCCGCCUCAAUCUGCUGCAUCGGCGGCCCGGCCCUCGUAAUCUGGGUCUCACCCACGGAAGAAGAGCUCUUCGCAAAGUACAACCCGGAACUACAGAAGCGGAGUUUGGAGAACCGGCUGCAGAAGCAGGAGGACUUUGACCAUUUUGCGAUGAAGCUGAGGGAGUACUCGAAGAGUGAUAGGCCGAUAUGGGUAGCAGCCGAACAAGACGAGCGCAAACAACGCGACGGCAAGAUCGCGGAACAGGCGAAACUCCUCGAGGAGAUGCGCAAGCGGAAAGAGGAGAUGCGGAAUGACGGACUGAAGCCUGUUCCUGGAGGGAGUUUGUGAGAGGAUAUGGUGUAGGAUUCUGGAUGAGAAGGGGAAUCGAAGGAUUGAAGAAGUUGACAUGAUAUGAUAUCCGUGUGUAUCAGUGUGGAAAGGCUCAAAUGGGUGUACAUUACUGCAUGCCGGAAAGGAAUGCGCGGCGGCAAGGCGUUAAAGGACUAUCGAUUACCUAGGGUUGUAUGCUGGGGGAGAUUUGUACGAUCAAUGUGGUUAUGAUCCGGACGGAACAUUCAAAGUCUCAAAUCCCGGUGUUGAGUCGCAUAUGAAUUGGUAUUCGCCUCUCUAUGGUGGUAUCUGGGAUGAGUAUAUAUGUAUUUACUGCAGAAAUGCUUCCCGUCCUAGAUUGGAUAGCAGCAGAGUCUCUGUCUAACGAGCACUUGCAAAACUAAG